AUGGCUGUCCCUAAGCUUCCUCCAGGCCCUCCAAAGCUCCCUAUAAUUGGAAACAUGCACCAACUACUAGGUAAGCCUCGUCAUGAGGCCCUCUGGCAACUUUCCAAAGAAUACGGCCCCCUUAUGCAAAUUCAAAUUGGUUUCAAACAGUUCCUUAUCAUCUCAUCCCCUGCCAUGGCCAAACAAAUCUUGAAAACUCAAGAUCACAUCUUUUGUUCUCGUUCAAUGUCCCACGCAGUCGAACGGCUUACAUACAACUAUCUGGACGUUGCGUUCGCCCCUCAAAAUGAUCACUGGAGAGAGAUGCGCAAGCUUUUGGUGUCUGAGUUCUUGGGUCCUAAGAAAGCUCCUUUGUUUAACCAUGUUUUGAUGGCCGAGAUCGAGAGCAUGGUUCGUUCUAUGGAGUUACUUCCAUCAAACGUUGUGGUAAACUUAAACGAGUUGUUUUUAGCAAUAGUAAAGGGGAUGAUGUGCAAGGUGGCGUUUGGUAACAACUAUAGACAACAACCGCUUAAGGGUCCGUCUUGGGAUGUGAUGGUUAAUGAAGCCCAAGGAAUGUUGGGAGGAUCACUUGGUGAUAACUUUCCAGGUUUGUUAGGAAGAUUCAUUGACCAAUUAAGCGGAUGGAAUCGUAAGAUCGAGAAAUGCUUUGCUAAUCUUGAUGCGUAUAUCGACACAAUUAUUGAUGAUCAUCACAAUCAAACCAUUGCUGAAGUAAGUGACAAUGACAAGGAUUUUGUCCAUGUUUUACUUGAGCUAUCUUUGAAAGAUGAUCCUUCUCGCUAUCGUUUGACUAAAGAAAAUGUGAAAGCCCUUAUAGCGGACGUUAUACUUGGAGGAGUUGAUACAACUGUCGUGACGAUGGUGUGGGCAAUGUCCGAGAUUGCUAGAAGUGGUAGAGUGAUGCAGAAGUUGCAAAGAGAAAUCCGAAAUCACAUAGGAAGAAAAGAGAAGGUAGACGAAGCGGAUAUCACAAAAAUGACAUACUUGAAGAUGGUGGUGAAAGAGACGUUAAGACUACAUCCACCUGCCCCAUUGUUGAUGCCACAUGAAAGCUUAAGCCAUUGCCAAAUUGAUGGUUAUGACGUCUUACCUAGGACUAUUGCUUUAAUCAACGCGUGGGGGAUGGGAAGAGAUCCAAGGAUAUGGGGUGACGACGGGGGUAGCCCAAAGACAAAUAAAAUUAUUAAUAUGCAAAGGGCUUAA
Helianthus annuus (common sunflower) is the source of this 1206-nucleotide messenger RNA. Its product is annotated as parthenolide synthase. The coding region runs from base 1 to 1206 and encodes 401 amino acids. Gene Ontology annotation, molecular function: heme binding; iron ion binding; oxidoreductase activity, acting on paired donors, with incorporation or reduction of molecular oxygen. Lineage: Eukaryota; Viridiplantae; Streptophyta; Magnoliopsida; Asterales; Asteraceae. The record is from RefSeq and is a predicted model, not a curated record. The transcript is spliced from 2 exons.